AGCGAUUUCUUUCACUUUCGUUUACAGUGUCGAUCUACUACUACACAGAACAGAAAGUGAACCGAACAGGAUCGAGCUGCGGAAGGACGUGGGCAAAGCAGAGAUCUAAGCAGACUUGGUGUCACAGAAAGUGGUAUGCAGACUCUUGAUAACCAUGGCAACUUCCAGCAACGAUGAUCAGACAGAAGCUAUGGAUGUUGACACACCUCAGGAUGAUAGCAGUACUGAUACUGGCAAAGCUCAAGUGCAUAUCAAAGUGGAGAGUACUAACUGGAAUUUAAAGGACAAAAAGCCAUGGGCAACUUUAGAAAAAAAGCUCCAGACAUUCUGUAGCAAGCUAAGCAAGGGAGCCAUAUCAGUUUUAAAAAUAGACCCUGAUGAACAGGAUCCUCGUUAUGCCACUGCAGAAGUAACACCUUCCUCAGCUGUGGGGAUACUGCUGGAACAGAAACCUUUCAAGGUCCACGAUUUGUCUUGUGAAGCCACUGUGCACUUUUUAAACAAAAGCCUGGCGCCAGCAGACCACUCAGACCCUCCAACAGACAAAAAGAAAGUUCAGAUUCCAUUGAAAGUUGGAGCACAGCUGGAUCUCAACAAAUUGAACCCAGAAGCUGCUGAAGCGAUACAUGUCAAGUAUAAGCAGUUCUGCUCAGAAGAUGGAAAAGUCACAGUCCAGGGCUCAUUCGAAGAAGUGGAUCAGUUUCACAAGGAUAUCUUGAUGUUUCACCUUGAUUCCAAAAGGCUUCAUCAAGAGCAACAGCAGGAGAUGGAGCAUGAAGCCAGAACAAAUCUGGAGACAGAGGCAGAGGGAUUUGAGGGGAAGAAUGGGGCAAGUCCUAAGAGGGAUAUGAGCAAGAAUGGAGAAGACCAAGUGCCUGCAGGACAGACUAUCCCAAUGUCACAGUUUCACUAUGAUUACUUAACCAAAGCCUACCGAAGGGAGAUUGAAGACAUCAAGCAGAGCUCGGGUGUUGAGAUGAACUCUGAGGUCAUUGUGUCCUUCAGUCCAGCUCAGGGAAAGGAAGAAGCCAGAGUGCAAAAAGCUGGGGAGGACUUCAUACACCUCUAUCAGAAUGCUGCAACCAGCCUGGGCUCUGUGAAGAUCCCACUGUCGAGUGAGGAGCAUGGACGACUGCAGGACGAUUUUAAAGAAAUGCAGAGUAGCUCCUUCAGGUUUGUCUUGAACAAAACUGAAGAUGGGUACAACCUUGUCGGCCCCCAACAGGAUCUUCAAAGGGUUCAGAAGGAGCUGAUGUCAAGAUUGAGUGGGACAGCGAAGAAGGCAAGAUCAGAACUCAUUGAAAUUCAUUACGAGGAGCAGUUAAUGAAGAAAGACCUUGAGAUGUACCAUGUCCACUGGAAAUUCAUAAACCAACUGUAUAGUAAACAGCUGCAGCGCAUCCAGGAGAAGUUUGGCGUGAAGAUUGACGGACAACCAGUCAGUGGCUCUCAGGAGGCUGUGAAGCUGGAGAUCAAGCAAGACAAGGGCAGCUUCAAUCUGCAAAGUCAUGCCUUUCAUGCGUUCCUGGAACUCUAUCAGAAGGUGGCAACCGGCUUGAUGUCAAGGUCAGUGGAGGACGCCAGUGAGGCACAGAACGCCAAGAAGUUAUUUAAAGAAAUAUGCCCCAAUCACCCCAAUGUUUGGGAAGACGAACAAAAUGUGAGCUUAAAGCUUGUUGGCUUUGUCAAUCACUUGGCCCCAGCUGUGCUGGAGAUGGAAACCAAUAUGGGUAAGAAGGUAUUCAAAGGGGAGGAGCUGGUGCUCAAAUUCCUCACUAGUGCCACAGGCGGACCAGACACAGAGGAAGAGAAUUGUCCCAUCUGCCUCAGUGACUUCACAGAGAAAACACUGCUUAAGUGCAAACACGCUUUCUGUAAAGGCUGCCUGGAUCAGGCCAUGGCAACAAACCCCAUGUGUCCCGUCUGCAAAGCUGUGUUUGGAAAAGUGGAAGGGAACCAGCCACCAGGGAAAAUGACAUGGCAUAAAACCAGAAACAGUCUUCCUGGGUUCCACUGCGGGACCAUUGAAAUAUCCUAUGACAUUCCAAGUGGAAUUCAAACAGAGAAGCACCCUAACCCUGGCCGUCACUUCAGUGGAACUGCCAGGCAAGCCUACCUACCAGACAAUGCAGAAGGAGAGGAGGUGCUGAGACUGCUUAAAAAAGCUUUUAAUCAGAAAUUGAUUUUCACUGUGGGAACCUCUCGCACAAGUGGAGCGGAAGAUACUGUCACUUGGAACGACAUCCACCAUAAAACAAGAAUACAUGGCGGACCGCAAGGGUUUGGAUACCCUGAUCCAGAUUACCUGAAGAGAGUGAAGGAGGAGCUGAAGGACAAAGGAAUAGAAUGAAGAGCCAAGAACCUGCCAGCCAAGAACCAGAGCACAAAUAAUAUAUAUAUAUAUAUAAUAUAUAUAUAUACACAUAUAUAUACACACACACAUACAUACAGUCAACUCUUAUUAAUACAACCAGCCAAAUGCAUACUGUCAGUUUUUAUUGAAGUUACAUUAACACUGAAAUGCAAUGCAUAAUACAAUACUCAGGGUAUUCCAAUAUGAAUGAUUACUGGUGAAUAUGUAUACUUUGCUGUAGUAGUUUGCACAGUAGGACAGUUCUUUGCCAUCCCUUUCCUAUGCUAACUGCAUUUCACAUGCUCCCUCCUAGUUUUUACAAUGGUUAUCAAUACCACACUAUAAUUACUGAACUAAAACACCUCAAAGGCAACUAUAUAUCAUCUACAUCUUUAUAAAGUGAAAUCGUAUCUGUUUCAGAUAUUAUAGUUUUGAUUAGGCUGGCAUUCAUUCAAUAUGACCUGUGGCCAAAUCACUUGAUAUUAGCAAGAUGAAUGUUUAAUUGUACAUUUGGAUAUAAGUCUCAAAUAUACCUAUACAUUUGCUCAAUUAUGUUUAUAAUAUUUCUGUUUAAUGUCUCACACGAAUACAAUGUUUUAAUGUAAUAUCAAAACUCAAAGCAAAUAUAGACAAAAAAUGUCCUUUGAUAACAUAUUUUGAAGUUUUACCCUUACAAAAACUGAUAAAUUUAAUUCCUGACCAAUUGCUGUAUACUAUUCAAAAUACUGAUGAAGGAAUUCUGGGAGUUGUAGUUCUUCUGAGUCUAACCAGCCCUCUUUCCAGAGCUCUGGCCAGAAAGAGACUGGGUGAAUAUGUGAGGGUGAAGGAACUGAUAGAUGUGUUAAUACAAUAACUUACUAAUCAAUCAACAUUAUAUCAUUUACAUGGGCCACGGUAGAUCAUGUACUAAGGGUUUAAGGGGAAGUCAAAGUUACUUCAAGAAUAAGUGAACAUGCUGAGAAAACACAGUGAGCAGUUGUGCUUUUGCAGUAAUUAUUGGGAGGGGUGCUGUUGCUGUUACUGGCAUGAUUUAAUAAAGAUUUAGUUUCACUGG
Molecule: messenger RNA, 3407 nt
Organism: Acipenser ruthenus (sterlet)
Lineage: Eukaryota; Metazoa; Chordata; Actinopteri; Acipenseriformes; Acipenseridae
Product: E3 ubiquitin-protein ligase DTX3L-like
Exons: 7
Coding region: 155-2350 (731 amino acids)
Biological process (GO): Notch signaling pathway; protein ubiquitination
Source: RefSeq, a predicted model, not a curated record